CAUCACCCAGCAACUUUUGCAACCAACAACCCGCGGUGACCCCACGGGCUAGAAUCAAUAGCCAAGUCUCAAUGUAAUGCUAAUGAGGCUAGGCAACCGACCAUGUUAUUUGAGCGCUUCGGCAGAUAGUAUCCGCCAGGGAGCAGCGCAUGUUGUUACACGAGUUCCGGGUUCCUGUUUGGUUCCCGCCUCCCGCUUGUUCCAUCCAGUCGGUUGCUCUCGGAACUUCGGGGCCUUUUCCACGUGGUGGCGCGGUGAAUAAGACUGCCACAUGCCUCCUCCGUCCCAGGAACCAGUGAACUCCGUGAUCACCUCACCCUUCAUUCACGGUCCCCCCUCUUAGUCAGACCCGACCCGAGCAGUCGGUUGGCUGCGUCCGUUCUUUCCCAUCCGAGCCUGUCCCCCACGCGUUCCCGACUCCCCAGCACGAACAAUGGUCUUCACUCUGAGAUUCGCGGGUGGUCUGCUCGCCGCUGCCACCGCCGUCUCGGCCACUUCGUGGCUCCCGGAUAUCGUCACCAGGGAUGUUGCCAUCAUCGGUGGUGGCGCCAGCGGUGCCUAUGCCGCCAUCCGGCUGAAGGAGGACUUCAAGAAGAGCGUUGUCGUCGUUGAGAAGGCCGACCGCAUGGGCGGCCAUGUCUCGACCUACGACGACCCCAAGACGGGGACGCCGUAUGACUUUGGCGUGCAGAGCUUCAAUGACUACGGCCCGGCCAGCGCCUUCUUUGAGCGCAUGGGCGUGGCCGUCGGCGCCGCCCCCCGCGUCGCCCUGACCUCCAAGUACGCCGACUUCAGCUCGGGCGCCGGCGUCGAGUUCACCCCUCCCGCCAACGAGGACCGCGUUGCUGCCCUGGGCCGCUUCCUCAAUGCCACCGCCGCGUACGAGGAGUACUUCCUGCCAGGCUACUGGAAGUUCCCGGCCCCCGGCAAGAUCCCCGAGGAUCUGCUCAUGCCCUUCGGCAAGUUCGUGGAGAAGUACCAGCUCCAUGCCGCCGUCAACCAGGUCUUCCAGAUCACAGGCAUGGGCACCGGCGACAUGAUGAACGCCCUGACCCUCUACGUGCUGGGCGCCUUCGGCCAGCCCAUGAUCCGGGCCUUCCUUGGCCAGGGCGCCACUUUCACGCCCACCAGCCGCCGCAACAUCGCCCUAUACGAGGCCAUCCAAACCCGCCUAGGCGACGACGUCCUCCUCAACACGGUCGUCCAACACUCCCUCCGCACCUCGCUCGGCCACACCCUCUGGACCAAGUCCGCCUCGGGCAAGGUCACCAUCAUCCUGGCGCGCCGCCUGCUCAUGGCCAUCGAGCCGACGCCGGCCAACAUGGCGCCCUUCGGCCUCGACGUAGUCGAGCAAUCGGCCUUCUCCAAGUUCCGCUACUCGACCAUCCACGCGGGCAUCGUGUCGCACCCGUCGCUGCCGCGCGACACCUCCCUCGUCAACACGCCGCGCGCCGCCAGCCCGGCCAACUACGUGGCCCUGCCCAAGCCCGACUUCAACGUGCGCUUCGACCACAUGGGCGGCGGCUCCGACCUGUUCCGCGUGCUCAUGGUCGGCGACGCGGGCUUCUCCAAGGAGAAGGCCCAGGAGCGGGUGCGCCAGGACUUUGCCCGCCUCGUCGCCAAGGGCACGGUGGGGCCCAAGACGGCCGACCCGGCUGGCGAGCUCGAGUUCCGCGCCUGGGCCGACCACGGCGCCAUGCACAUGAACGUGCCCGCCAAGGAGUUGAAGAGCGGGUUUAUUCAGAAGCUGUACGCCCUGCAGGGCCGGCGCGAGACUUGGUGGACGGGGGGCGCGUUUAGCGUGCAGUUUCAGGCGAUUCUGUGGGCGUUUGAUGAUGUUUUGCUGCCGAAGAUGUUUGAGAAGGGCGGGCGGUAGCUGGUUGGUGGUCCGGGGCGUUGGAUGUUGUGCAGAGGUAUCUAGGAUGGUGUCAUGGUGUGCUGUGGCCGUGUAUAUACGUGUCGUACCUGAUAAUGUGAACAUAUGGUAAACACCUUCUUCUGCCCGCAGUCCCCAGAUUGUG
Messenger RNA from Chaetomium fimeti, 2021 nucleotides. RefSeq lists its product as uncharacterized. The record is from RefSeq and is a predicted model, not a curated record. Gene Ontology annotation, molecular function: oxidoreductase activity. The transcript has 2 exons. Lineage: Eukaryota; Fungi; Ascomycota; Sordariomycetes; Sordariales; Chaetomiaceae. The coding region runs from base 434 to 1876 and encodes 480 amino acids.